ACUUGAAACCCUAGCGCUAUAUAAACCCUAUUCUUUCUCUCUCUCCCUCUCAGCUGCCCAAUUGCACUGUCCGUGUUUGUGCCUUCUUCGCCCCAGCGCUGUACUCGGCUCGCCGAUCUUCAACUACCAACAUGGCGGACAAGGCAGUGACCAUCAGAACCAGGAAGUUCAUGACCAACAGACUCCUCUCCAGAAAGCAAUUUGUAAUUGAUCUUCUUCAUCCAGGGAGACCCAAUGUUUCCAAGGCUGAGCUGAAGGAGAAGCUGUCAAGGAUGUAUGAAGUAAAAGACCCAAACUCGAUCUUUGUUUUCAAGUUCCGGACUCACUUUGGAGGUGGAAAAUCAACUGGUUUUGGUUUGAUUUAUGAUUCCGUUGAGAAUGCAAAAAAAUAUGAACCCAAGUACAGGCUCAUCAGGAAUGGACUUGAUACCAAGAUAGAGAAGUCGAGAAAGCAGUUGAAGGAGAGGAAGAACAGGGCUAAGAAGAUCCGUGGAGUAAAGAAGACAAAGGCUUCAGAUGCUGCCAAGGGUGGAAAGAAGAAAUGAGUUUUCAUGGGUUUUGUGUUGAUCUUAAAGAUUGAUUUUCAGCAGUGGUUUUCCUUCAAUAGUGAUAUCUUCUAGUCAGUUUUUUUGAAAAUGAAAGCUCUUGGUUCUAGUGUUAAAUGUUUUUGUUUUCUGAUGUUUCGUUCUAGUGUUCGACUGUGAGUAAUUCGUGAAGCAGAUUUUGAAGUUUUGAGUAGCAUCACAUUCUAGUAAAUUUGCAUUACAAUCGGAUGUGGAAUCCAAAGUCCAUGUGGUUGGUCUUUUAGUGAUGCAUUUAGUUUUCCAUGGUAAAAUGAACCCAUUUUUGUUCGGGUUUGAAAUAUUAUAAUCUAAUCCCAAGUUUGGCACAGA
Molecule: messenger RNA, 893 nt
Organism: Juglans regia (Persian walnut)
Lineage: Eukaryota; Viridiplantae; Streptophyta; Magnoliopsida; Fagales; Juglandaceae
Product: 40S ribosomal protein S24-1-like
Exons: 5
Coding region: 132-545 (137 amino acids)
Biological process (GO): translation
Cellular component (GO): ribosome
Molecular function (GO): structural constituent of ribosome
Source: RefSeq, a predicted model, not a curated record